UUGUCUUGUAACACUUUUUUUUGUGACUUGGAAGGGGAUGUCCAUGAUGUCUUUUUUUAAAAGCACCCUUUCUUUUACUUCUCUCUCUUUUUUUUUUUGUUUAACCAAAUAACAUGGUCAGAACUAAAAAAGAAGUUCUUAGUUCACUCUCCAAAAAUAGAUUGGCACGUCGUAUUGAGGAAGAAUAUCAGCUGAUUAUGAACGACAAGACUAUGCAAACUAUGGCGACGGACCUUUAUACUCCCAAGUCACCAGUAAGUCCUACGCCUUGUACAAUGGAAAGUUUACCAAUAAUGAAUGAUUUUAUGAGUCGAAAUAAUCUUCAUCAACCAUAUGCUAUCAUGAACGAUUAUUGGCCAUCAUCUACUACGUCCACAUUUGCAGCAAGUAUAGAUGGAAGCAAAAUAUCGGCUAUUCAAAAGCUACAGUCCAUGUUUAAAAGCUUAAACGCUUCAGAAAUACAUGAAAUGCUCACUGAUUGCAACUUUAAUGAGGAUGAAGUUAUUUCACGCUUAAUCACCCAAACUUAUUAUCUGGAAGAUAUACGUUGUCGCGUUCAUCAAAAGUCGAGUGUUAUAGGCCCACAUAGUGGAGCAGCAGUAAGCCAACAUGACCCUAAAGAGAUUCGGGCACCUCUAGAGGAAGAAGCAACAGUACAACAACAGCAAGACACAGCAAGCGAAAACAAUGCAAAGUCAAAACCUGCCAAGAAUAAUUCAAAAAAUACUAAAUCAAACAAGGUAACUUCAAAUAAUGCACCAGAACAUGAUCUUGUUUUGGAAAAAUACAAAGGAAGAAUUAAAGUACAUCGAAAUCAUCGCCGACCUGAGGUAAGAGGACGUCUCAACCUGGAUGACGCUUUACAACAAAUGCAAGAAAACCAAAACACACAAGAUCCAUUUGAGGGAUGGUCUGAAGCAAGACUACGAGCCUACAAAAUGUUAGAUAAAAAUCCCAACAGUUAUUAUUACAGAUUUAAUGCUCCAGGUGAACAACAACAAAAAGGAAAAUGGACAAAGGAAGAACAUCAGCUUUUUCUUGACAGGCUUGAAGAACUCGGUGCUAAUUCUCAAUGGGGAAUUUUCUCUAUGGCCAUUCCAGGAAGAGUUGGGUAUCAGUGCUCUAACUAUUAUCGACAAAUGAUUGAAUCAAAGCAAAUAUAUGAUCCAAACUAUGUGUUAGAUGAACAAGGCAAGGCUCACUAUUUGUUUGAUAAGAAAAACGGUGUUGGUGUAACAGAAAAGAUAUUUUGCAAACACAGUAAACACGGAAGUGUACCUGCAACCGACAUCACUAAAUUACCAAAGACAAAAAAUAAAAAGAGAACCACAAGUGACGAUGAAGAUAAGGAUUUAUUCGUUCCAAAAAAGCCUGCAAUCAAAAAGAAGAAGAAAAUCAGUAAAGAAAGGCCAGUUAAAAAUGACAAGCAACAUCCUUCAUCCAAUAUCGAGAAGUCUGUGAUUUUAGCUUGUCCUGAAGGAGGCAGGAUUACCAGACAAAGAUACCAAAACUAUAAAAAAACAUCAAAAUAAACAAGUUAUGAAACAUUACGUCAAAUUCCUUCAAGAUCAAGCUUCUCAGUAACACAUUGUUGUACUACAUCAAACGCCAUGCCGUCUUUCUUUCCUGAUCGGAACAUGAAAUGACUUUUUAUGUUGCAUAAAAAUGCUUGAUAAUGCACUAGUCAGCAAAAUAAUAAAAUCACACACACACCUGUCUAUUUAAAAAGCAACAAAGAAAAGGGGAAUAAUUUUUUUCAUCUUGUUAUUCUCGAUAGAUAACUAAAGCAUAUCGUAUUCGUGGUUUUUUAUAGAUGGUCCCAACGUCGAUCUGUCGUCAUUUCGAUUGCUGUGUAACCAGUUUUCAGAUGCUGGUAAAUGUCGGUACGCAUAAUCAUUAAGACACUUUGUCAACACAAAGAAGAAGAAAAAGAAAGAAAGAGAAAUAACAAAGCCAAGUAGAGUUAUGGAUGAAUAUAUAAAU
Molecule: messenger RNA, 1983 nt
Organism: Gilbertella persicaria
Lineage: Eukaryota; Fungi; Mucoromycota; Mucoromycetes; Mucorales; Choanephoraceae
Exons: 8
Coding region: 114-1532 (472 amino acids)
Source: RefSeq, a predicted model, not a curated record